Populus trichocarpa (black cottonwood) is the source of this 1419-nucleotide messenger RNA. RefSeq lists its product as uncharacterized. Lineage: Eukaryota; Viridiplantae; Streptophyta; Magnoliopsida; Malpighiales; Salicaceae. Bases 733 to 1230 code for a protein of 165 amino acids. The record is from RefSeq and is a predicted model, not a curated record. The transcript is spliced from 2 exons.
CUAUCAUCAUCUAUCAUCAAAAGAAGUUCAUUUUGCAAAACUUUUACUGUCUAGAAAUAGGACUGAUCCAUUGAGAAUACCAUUCUUGUCCUGAAUGGGCCGGUGCUUACCUAACUCAUGAAUUUGAGAGCAUUUCUCUGUCAUUUCCUUUUUUUGAUUGCCAUCCCAGAAGUUGCUCGGCAACUCGGAAGUAGUAGAGAGCACUUUGGCCUUUCCCAUUUUUUAAUUGCCACCGGAGAAGUUAAUUGGCAACUUGGAGGUGCUGACGAGUAGUUGCCCCUCCUAACUUCAAUAUGCUUUGAAUAUUAUAGAAAUGUAAGCGAAUUAUGGAUCGAAAAUCUUUAUUGAAAGAAAUCAAUAAUUAAAUAAUUACAAGUUUUAAUCUCACAACUUCAUUCUAUCUAAUUAAAUUAUAACAAUUAAAAACAAUAUAAUCAAAAGUCUUUUACUUGAGUGAUAUGAAAUUAUUCCUUUAACUUCACGUAAUAUAUAAAUUGAAAUCUUGAGUUGUGACACUGUUCAAAUUGAAAUGAAAAGGAAGAUUUUUUAAUUAGAAUUGUGUAUGUUGGUAAACAGUUGACUUUGAUGGCAUUUGACUUGGUCAUCACAGGCAUGUAUAAGAGGAGCAUUGCUAAUAUUUGUGAAGCACAAACUUGUAGGUUUCGUUUAGAAUCUUUGAGGAUUGAAGUCCAUAAGGUACGUAAGUUUAAUCUUUGCAGUUAAAGAUUAUUGAUGAAGAAGAUGAUUCGAUGGAUAAUGAAGAAGCCAGGAAAAAUAAAGGUGGUCACAAAUAAUUAUACGGAUAGCUCCUUCCAGAUUGUUGAAGAUCACAAUGAAGUUUCAGCAGAAAGAAACUCCCUCAAGGAUCAAAAACCUGUAGGUGAAAGAGAAAUAAAUGGCUUUGAGUACCAGAUACGAUCAAAGGACGAGGACAUACGACGUCUUGAGCACGAGCACGAGCUAGCUAUGAAGGACAUACGACGUCUUGAGCACGAGCUAGUUAUGAAGGACGAGGAAAUGCGACGUCUUAAGAGCCAACUAGAUCUAAGAGAGAAGGAAUUUGCCAGCCUGAGGAUUGCCAUCCGGUCAGCUUGUACCGAUUUGAGCAACGCAGUUACCACUGCUGAUGAUGCUCUUAAGUUUAAAAACAAAAGUCCUUCCAAGAAAGGAAUUGAACAUUUCUAUGCAGAAGAAGACCUCUAUGGAGCUGCGAAAUCGGACCCCUAUUGAUCUAUUUUGAGGGGUAGCUUUCUAUUAUUUAAUAAAAGUAUACUUGAUAAAUGAUGUGUGAUAUUUAAGAAGUUAAUUUAGAAAACUAGUUAUCACCACUCUACCAUACUACACCACGUUGUUUUAUUCCAUCGUAGACAUACUGGUAAAUAAUUUAGAGUUUGAAGAGAAUUUUAGUUUUCUUUAUCA